UGUGUGAAAUGCACACGGUCGAUUAUUUUGAAACCUUAGUGUUAUAAUAUCAUUACAUUUACAACAAAAACCUAAACCAUGACGUGAAUACUUUCGAUAAAUUAAAUGAAGCUCCUCCGCUUAUAAAUCAGUAUUUUUUAUGUUUAAGUGAAGUAAAGUCGUGAAAAUGAUCAAUUACAAGUACUUGAGUAAAGACCACUUGGAGGGUUUCGAUAAUUAUAAGUAUAUGGCGAUAGACACAAGCCCCCUCAGUGUCUAUGUAAUGCACCCAUUUUGGAAUAAAGUGGUUGAGUUGGUACCCCGCUGGGUGGCCCCGAACCUGCUCACAUUCCUGGGGUUCCUUCUCACCGUGCUCGACUUCGUUCUUCUCUCGUGGUACGACUACUCGUACACGGCCGCCAGCGCCAGGAACGAGACCAUAGUGGAGUUGGGCGAGCGGCCUGAGGUCAUACCGCAGACGUUGUGGUACUUCCUAGCGGUGUUCCUGUUCCUUGCGUAUACGCUAGAUGGUAUCGACGGCAAGCAGGCGCGCCGCACGCAGACCUCGGGCCCGUUAGGGGAGCUGUUCGACCACGGGCUGGACUCCUACUCGGUAUUCUUCAUCCCGGCCUGCCUCUACUCCAUUUUCGGAUGUAUGGACUACUCUGUCAAGCCUAUUAGAAUGUACUACAUAAUGUGGAACAUACUCCUCAAUUUCUACCUCAGCCACUGGGAGAAGUACAACACGGGCGUGCUGUUCCUGCCGUGGGGAUACGAUUUCAGCAUGUGGGCGUCAACAAUAUUCUUCCUGUGGACAGGACACGCGGGCACGGCCUGGUACAAGCGCUACCUAGUGGGCGGGUACACACUCGCUGAUGGGUUCGAGUGGCUGGUAUACGCCACCGGCGUCUUCACCAACCUGCCCGUGGCGCUCUACAACACGUAUCAAUCAUACAAGCUGCGGACGGGCAAGAUGCGCUCAUUCACCGAAGCUCUCCGACCACUCUGGUCCCUACUGACAGUAUUCACAGUGUGCAGCGUGUGGGUGCACUAUUCACAACGGCUGCCGGACCACGACCCCAGGAUGCUGUUCCUGCUCAUUGGGACGCUGUUCAGCAAUGUCGCUUGUCGCCUAAUAGUCAGUCAGAUGUCCAACCAGCGCUGCGACGCCGUCAACUGGCUUCUAUAUCCACUGGUGUUGUGCGCCUCGGUGGGACUCAUGUUACCACAACAUGAGCUGACUGCGUUCUACGGCGUCACUGUGCUGGCUGUGUUGGCGCACAUACAUUAUGGAGCGUGUGUGGUGCAGCAGAUGUGCGCCCACUUCCGAAUAAACUGCUUCCAUAUAAAGAAGCGCGACGAUUGACUCUUAGACGACAAUGCGUGUUAGUAACAACAUCACACGACAUACAUAUCCAUUACAACACUUGAACACUACUCCAAUUGUUCAGU
Cydia splendana is the source of this 1431-nucleotide messenger RNA. Its product is annotated as ethanolaminephosphotransferase 1-like. The record is from RefSeq and is a predicted model, not a curated record. The transcript has 9 exons. Gene Ontology annotation, molecular function: ethanolaminephosphotransferase activity. NCBI's taxonomy places the organism in Eukaryota, Metazoa, Arthropoda, Insecta, Lepidoptera, Tortricidae. Gene Ontology annotation, cellular component: endoplasmic reticulum membrane; Golgi apparatus. Bases 167 to 1345 code for a protein of 392 amino acids. Gene Ontology annotation, biological process: phosphatidylethanolamine biosynthetic process.